Messenger RNA from Geosmithia morbida, 279 nucleotides. RefSeq lists its product as uncharacterized. NCBI's taxonomy places the organism in Eukaryota, Fungi, Ascomycota, Sordariomycetes, Hypocreales, Bionectriaceae. The transcript is spliced from 2 exons. Bases 1 to 279 code for a protein of 92 amino acids. The record is from RefSeq and is a predicted model, not a curated record.
AUGAGUGCCGUUGCCAAGAUUCUACCAUUGGGGUUUGCCAUUGUCUGUGGCAUUGCUGGAGGUGAGACAGGAAAAAAAGAGACGAAAACCCCGGUGAGCCUCUUUGUGUCCCUGGUGACCAAACUAACUCUCACAGGAGUCUACACGUUCCAGCCUAUGUUUGAAGAAGCCGCCAAAAAACAGCAAGCCGACGCUCGAAAAUUGUCACCGCCACCCACGCAACCUAUUGCUGAGGCUCAGAAAACAAUAGACAACAAGGACGGUGGUGGCUCAUCGUGA